Messenger RNA from Penicillium verrucosum, 393 nucleotides. RefSeq names its product VOC family protein. NCBI's taxonomy places the organism in Eukaryota, Fungi, Ascomycota, Eurotiomycetes, Eurotiales, Aspergillaceae. Bases 1 to 393 code for a protein of 130 amino acids. The transcript has 3 exons. The record is from RefSeq and is a predicted model, not a curated record.
AUGUCUGUUAUUCCUCCUGUUGGUACCCCCGUGGGGCUUGAGAUCCCUGCGAAGGACGUGGCUCGCGGAGCUGCAUUCUACAAGGCGGUCUUCAACUGGACCUUUGCUAUUUCCACCAUGGGGUUCCCCGCGCACAAGCUCCAAACCUUUGAAGUCCCUGGUGGCAUUAUGCCCAUCGGAGGUGCCAUGCGCCUGGUGGAAGAAAUCCCAACCGGCACGGGCGCCACAAAAUUAUAUCUCUAUGUCAAUGACAUCGUUGCUGCCCUUGAGGCCAUUGAAAAGAACGGAGGCAAGAAGGCGAGCGAGGUUAUCCCCGAAGGCGACAAGGGGCUGUUCCAGUACUUUGAAGAUAGUGAGGGCAACAACUUUGCCAUCUACACUUACAACAAGUGA